AUAAUUUUUCUUUCAUCUGUACUUGUUGUGUCAACAUUCGGACAGUGCUUUCAAGAUGUGGAUUAUGUGCCAACUAAGCAAAAAUUACUUUCCAACAUGGAGCAUUUUUUUGAUGCUUCAAACCGAUUUGCAAUAAAACUGUUGCAUGCAAUAAACAAUACCAAAGAUACAUUUCUUAGUCCAUUCAGUAUAUGGACAUCAAUGAUUUUAGUAUACCUUGGAUCGAAGGGAACGACGGAAAAAGAACUAGAAGGAAUGCUUAACCUGCAAGGAAUGGACAAAAGUAUCGUCGCUUACAGUUACAGUUCCCUUAAAUUAUGGUUUUCUUCUAAGUUGUGGUAUUCUUCAUCCGCUUCGUUUUCAAUGAUAAAUAACUUAUUUUUGCAAAAGGAUGUAAAAAUUCGAAAAUGCCUUUUGGAAUUUUUGGAAGAUGACUUGGCAUAUGUAGACUUCCACAAAAAUCCAGAACUUGCUAGGAUAUCGAUCAACUUUUUAAUCCAAAGAUAUACCAAAAAUAAAAUCAAGGACAUUUUGCCGCCUCACAGCUUGCAUACUUUUACUGAAUUUCUAGUGACUAGUGCUAUGCACUUUAAAGGGGCCUGGAUACAACCUUUCUUUCCACAAGCCACACAGCCAAGAGCGUUUUUUACUUCCCAAGUAGAAUACAAAUUGGUGGACAUGAUGGUAACUCGAAAUACAUUCCUGUAUGCAGUAAGCGACGAGUUACAAUGCACAGCGAUAGAACUGCCAUAUGUGGGAAGGUCUUUAACCAUGGUCAUCAUGUUACCGAAGAACAAAGCUCAUGGCGUUCAGAUCCUUAUUAGCUCGUUGACACCAGUUAGAAUGAAUGAUCUGAUGGAAGAUAUGUUUCCGAGGGAAGUUGUCGUGGUGAUGCCGAAAUUCCAACUUGAAGACAGGCAACAACUGUCUUCUGCGUUUUUGAAAUUAGGUUUCAGAGAUUUGGCAAUUAAUUCUUUGGACUUAACUGGCUUCUCAACAGAGAUUGCACUAAACAUCAACGAAAUUUACCACAAAGCUUUUAUUUCGGUUAAUGAAGAAGGUACUGAAGCAGCUGCUGGUACUAUUACAGCUCUUUCCAGAAAUUCCAGGCCCACUAGAACUAUAGAUUUCAUUGUUGAUCAUCCAUUUGUGUUCUUCAUCAGAGAAAACCUUUCUGGAAGCAUAUUAUUUAUGGGAAUAAUUCGGAAUCCAAACCAUCCAACACAAUGAAAAAUAACUUAAAACAUCAUUUUCAUGAUUUAAAGCUCUAAGCAUUUACUUCUGAAGAUGGUUCUUCAGGAAUUCUACAGAAUCUAUUAGAGAUUCAACUCUGAAGUUCAAAAAAUAUUUCCACUAUAUACAGAUUUUUCAACUGUUUAUUAAUUCACUGUUAAAGAAAUUACAGAGUGGCGACAGGAACUGUGAGAAAAAGUUCCCUGAUUUUUCCCUGAUUAAGUUCACCAAAUUUCCCUGAUUUACGUUACUAAUGAUAAUGGUUUCCUUUCUUUGCCCCAAUUUAAAACCAUUGCAUAUUAAAUAAAAUGCAGUGUUUAAAACCUUUUAAGCUGUUACAGUAAAACCUGUUAAAUUGACCAUCUUUGUAAG
Molecule: messenger RNA, 1605 nt
Organism: Uloborus diversus
Lineage: Eukaryota; Metazoa; Arthropoda; Arachnida; Araneae; Uloboridae
Product: leukocyte elastase inhibitor-like
Exons: 1
Molecular function (GO): serine-type endopeptidase inhibitor activity
Source: RefSeq, a predicted model, not a curated record